ACUCUUCCGCUGGAGCCCGAGGACUCGUGUGAAAAGUCAAAAGGUGAAGUGGCCAGUGCGUGUGAUAGUGAGAGUGCUGUGUUUAGCGACAGUGUCGGGGACGGAGGCACUGUGGUUCUGGUAGGCAUCACUAAAGGCCUCUGUUUGUUUCAGAUACGAGAUGAGGUCGUUGUGGUUAUUAGCGGCGUUGUGCUGCUUAGUGAUCUCGGCUUACGCGAGCCCCAUCAAGGUCGCGGAUGGAAAUGAGAAGGAGUCGGGCAGGCAGGCGGCCCCGGCCGCGGCGCCGGCGGCCACCGACGACGAUGACGACGACGAUGAUGAUGAUGACGACGAUGAUGAUGGCCUAGACAUUGGAGUCGACGACGAUGACGACGACGACGAUGACGAUGAUGAUGCUGAAGAAGCGGACGAUGAUGAAGAUGACGACUACUUAGAAAGAUUCUUCGAUGACAUUCUAGGAGGAGAAGACGAUGACGAUGAUGACGACGAACCAUCAGGCGUACAAGCGAUCGUACCCGCAGCUGAUGUCGCCGCAGCUGCUCCAGCAGCCGCGGCCGCUGCCGCCGCGUCCGUCGAGGAAGGCGCCGUAGGUUCCGAGGAAGGCGAGAUCGCCGGAAACGAGGCUCUCCCCGAAGGCGAGGAGCCGGAGGGCGGACAGAGGGAACCCGCGAGCGCGGAAGUCGAAGCGCCCGUAGCCGCCAGUUCCGAAGUCGCCGCGGCCGCCGCCGAGGUUGAAGACGACGACGAGGAGGAGGACGAGGACAUCACCGACGCGCUAGAACCCGAGGACGAUGAUGAUGAAGAUGAUGACGAUGACGAUGAUGACGACGACGAUGAUGAUGACAUUUCGGACGCCCUCGGCAGGAACAUCUCCAAGCACUCACGUGCUUUAUCGGACGAACCAGAAAAGAAACAAGUAGUACCCGCAGUUUAUAUCACGAAAUAUAACAAAUUCGUCGACAAUAUACUCGAGAAAAUGAACGAAAUAUUGAGACGUUCGUACGAUCCCGUCAGCGUCAAGCUACAACCGAUCGACGCGAGCAAGAAGAAGUCGAAACCGAAGAAGAAUAAGACGAAAUCGAAGAAGAAAUCUUCAAACAAGAAGAAGACCUCCGCCCGCGGAACUGUACCUGAAAUAAAAAAUGAAAAUAAAAUUCCUGAACAAAAUAAUGAAGUGAAAACUGAAGAAAAAGUGAAGGAAGAAUUAAACAAUAUCGCAACUGAAAAUGUAGCAUCUGAAUCUAGGGAAUUGAAAGAAAAUAACAGGAACGAAAGGGCGAAAGCAAAAGCAACCACUGCAAAGCCAACACCAAAGCCAAAACCUCCUAAGACUACUGCUAAGCCCAAACCAAAGCCACCAGCAAAAACUACGACUAAGAAGCCAGCGAAAACAACUAAUAAAAAUAAGGUCAAAGCAGGAGAAAAGAGCAAGCCAAGAGCUAAGGGCACUUUAUAUGGGCUGUCUUCAUUGAGAAGAAAUGGUGAUGUUGCAGUCAGUAUUAGCUCAGACUACACCACGAUAAAAAGCAAUUUCCAAGUUGGGCCGCUGAUAUUAAGAGUGGAAAAGGAGGUUGGUCGUGGCGCUAAAAAAGAACUGAAGUCAGCAACUGCCACAACGGCAGAGAUGUCUGGUAAAAUCACACUACGUGUCAACAAUGAAGGCGUGGCUACGUUACAUUCCAUCAAAGUUUUACAACCAAAGCAGGUUCGCGUGGAUAGCAACCACGAAAGAACCCGCGAGUUGGUUUGGCAACGCAGUGCAAGGAUAGCACACGUCGUAUCAGAAAAACUCAAGUCCGCCUCCAAACCUAUGUUUCAGACGCAGAAAGUAGUGAGACAGUAA
Molecule: messenger RNA, 1843 nt
Organism: Aricia agestis (brown argus)
Lineage: Eukaryota; Metazoa; Arthropoda; Insecta; Lepidoptera; Lycaenidae
Product: acidic repeat-containing protein
Exons: 7
Coding region: 161-1843 (560 amino acids)
Source: RefSeq, a predicted model, not a curated record